Molecule: messenger RNA, 7779 nt
Organism: Pristis pectinata (smalltooth sawfish)
Lineage: Eukaryota; Metazoa; Chordata; Chondrichthyes; Rhinopristiformes; Pristidae
Gene: camsap3
Product: calmodulin regulated spectrin-associated protein family, member 3
Exons: 19
Coding region: 91-4614 (1507 amino acids)
Biological process (GO): neuron projection development; cytoplasmic microtubule organization; negative regulation of microtubule depolymerization
Cellular component (GO): microtubule minus-end
Molecular function (GO): calmodulin binding; microtubule minus-end binding; spectrin binding
Source: RefSeq, a predicted model, not a curated record
AUGACGAGCGAAAGCGCAGCCCACUCUCCGCCGUGAGUCAGCGCAGUACCUGCACCGAAAGCCGGCGGAAAGAGGGAGGGAUGCAAUUAAAUGAAAGCUCCCCGACCAUUAUGGUCUAGCAGGCGCGCAGACGAGCAGCGAAGCCGCGGGCGGUCAGGGAGUGGGACACCAGGUUUUGGACUUGCUUCAAGCACCCUGUUUUUCACCGACGCUGCGGAUGGCCCCCUUUCUCCUCCUGCUAUGGUAGAUGUAGAUGAAAUGAGGAAGACGUUCCUCGUCCCGGAGAUCAAACCUUUGGAUCAUUACGAUUUCUACAGGGCGAAAAUCGCCGGGAGCCUGUCGUGGCUGAUAGCGCGAUCCUACGGAUCAGAGAAUGUGCCAGAAGAGCUGAGGGAGCCGUUUUACACUGACCAAUAUGACCAGGAGCACAUCAAGCCUCCAGUCAUCCGCCUGCUGCUUUCCUCGGACAUAUACUGCCGGGUGUGUGGUCAUACACUGCCGCGCGAUGAGCUCGGCCCACCACAGGAUAACACCGCCGUUCUCCAGGCUCUGCUGCGGAGAGGACUCCAGGUGAAGGACCAAGAGGUGGUGGUGACGGAGGCUGAUCUCCGGAAGAAGCCCAUCAAAAUGGGCGCCCACCUCUCUGUUAUCGAUGCCCUCAUGACUGCCUACAUGAUGGAAACGCUGAGUGGGGCAAAAUUGGCAGCGGGUACGGAGGAGAUCGCAAGCCUGAGCCCGUCAAAGCAAGUGCCAGCCAGCAUCGAGUUCAGGCUGCUUCUCUGGGUUGACAAGAUAAACCAGAAGUUGAAGGACGUCUCUGAACGCUUGCACCAGCUCAGGCAGCAGCCUGGUGUGGACAAUCCAACCAACCAAGGGUGUCCCACCAAGUGGUAUUGGAAGCUAGUUCCUCAUGCCAUCGCUUUUUGUUUGAAGGAGUCUGAGAAAAAGCCUCCUAUGAUUCGUUAUAGGAAGGAUAAGGUGUUGACCAAACAGAUUCCCUGCUUCCCCUCAGUGACUCAGCUGAAGGACCUUGCCAAUGGAUGUGCAGUAGCAGCGCUGAUACACCAUUACUGUCCUGAUGUGCUACGUUUGCAAGAUAUUUGUUUGAAGGAAACGAUGUCUGUAGCUGACAGCCUUUACAACCUGCAGCUGAUUGUGGACUUCACGCAGGAGUAUCUGGGCAGCUGCUGCCACCUGGGUCUGGAGGACAUGCUGUACACCCCACCAGUGUUAAAGAUUAACAUCUUGACAUUUGUGGCUGAGCUGUUCUGGUGGUUCGAAAUCCUGAAGCCUGAAUUUGUCCGUCCAAGAGAGGUUCCGGAUCUGGAAGAACUGCCAGGAAGUGGACCCAACACGCCCACAGGAGCAGAGAGCAGCAGCCAUCUUCCUGCCUUCCUGCUGAAGCAACCAUUUCUGCCUGUGGUCCAACAGACUUCUCUGGGAAGGAGCAACGCAGGUCCUCUGCAUCACUCUACCUCAAUGUCACAAGUCGAUUCCUUUGGAAAGGCAUGGACGAAGAAACAGCUGAAGAGACCGCUGUCACAAGCCAUCUCCUUCAGCAUCCCCUUUGGGUUGGACAGCGACGUGGACGUGGUCAUGGGCAAUCCUGUCGGCCUAAUGAGGUCUGUCAGCUCUGACAGCCUGACCAGCAACGCCUACCGGUCGCAGAGCAGUCUCCCGGGAGCGCCGUACGGUUGCGCUGAAGACACCGCCGGUUACCCAGGCAAGGAGGAGGUCCUGGGAAAUGAGAAUGGACUUGUGAGGUCGCCAAUAGCGCCUCAGAAACUGUUGCAGUCGGCCAAAGAGUAUCCAGGGCACCAGAAGCCCGUUGAAAACGGGGUGGUUGAUGACCAUAGCAACUACAUGGAGUUGCCAACCAUUGAAGAAGCAUUAAAGAUAAUCCACAACUCGGACAAGCUUGAACCUAGACUCCGUCCUGAAGGAGCACCGGAUGGCUUUUUCCUCCAUGGGCCCAGUGUGACAGAAGGGUUUAUGAAGCCCAAGGGGAACCAGUCCAAGUUAGACCUGGACCCUCCUCACAAGUCCACCAACCCAGUGAAGGACUCUGGGAUCCCUGCACCAGGUGGGUACCAGGCAAACAGUGGAGAAGUCCCAUCAGAAGAUGGGAAUUUUUCGCGGGAUGAUGACUCAGUCCUGAGAGACAACAGUCUGGAUUCGGAUGUGGAGGACUCUUCCAGGCCUGCCCUGGAGAAGGACUACACCAGCAAGGAUGAGUGCACAUCGUGUCUUAGCUCUCUGAGCUCACAGGCGGAGAGCGUGGCCUCCUCGGGUUCUGGGGUGAAGAUGACCAGCUUCGCGGAGAGGAAAAUGAAGAUGAUCAGCCCUGCAGAGCCCAAGUCCACCAUCUCACAGAAGACGACACCCGACAGCGUGGAUCUGAAUGACCAGGCCAUGGCCUCCUGGGCUCAGAAGUCGGAUGAUAGUCCCAGCAGGAACCAGGCGCUGGCCUCUGAGAUGACCCAGCUGGGCAUCCGGUUGGAGGAGAAACGGCGGGCCAUCGAGGCACAGAAGAAGAGGAUCGAGGCCAUCUUCGCCAAGCACCGCCAGAGGUUGGGGAAGAGCGCCUUCCUGCAGCUGAAGAAGAAGGAGGACGGCGGGGAGUCGGAGAACGGGAGCUCAGCGGACGGGGACAGGAGGAAGCUGUCCCUGGAAGAGAGGUUGUCCAAGAUCGAAGACGAGGAGGAAAGCGAAAGCCCGGGGCAGUUGAAAGGUGGCAAGGCAGCGGAGAAGGGCGAGGAGAGCCUCGGCAAGAACCACAGCGAGAAGCACGUGAAACUGAAUGUGCCGGAGUCGCCCAAGGAGCCUGAGACGGAUGCGGGUAUCGGAGAGUACAACAACGCCGUGGCAAAGCUCAACUCGGCCUUGUCCUCGCUGCAGAUCGACAUGCAGAGGCUACAACAGCAGCAGGAAAUGCUGAUGGAGAAGAAAAACGCACAGGCGUGGGUGAUCCCUGCCCACAAGCCGACUUCACAGAGGCCAACGCGCGACUUCCAGCCCCCCAGGUCUGCCGAGUUCUCGUCCCCUUCCCCAUCACCCUCCCGCAAGCCAGUUCCUUCUGCUACCCGCUCUCCCCAGGCAGGGCAGAAGAAGGCAAACCCCACCCCUCCCAAGAGCCCACGGCACUCUCGUCCCGUGGAGCUGAAGAUCCCGCCUUUAACCCGCGUCCUUACCCCUCCGCAGAAUGUCGACUCCCUGCCUCACCUCCGAAAGUUCUCCCCGAGCCAGGUGACGGUGCAGACCAAGUCUUCCAUUUGCUUUGGCGAUGAUCAGGAAGAGGAGCCAGACGUUGACGCCAGGCCAAAGCUGAGGCCGGUUGGACCGGUGACGAGGGUCGGCAGCCAAGCGAGUGAACCCUCGGUGGCGGAUCCUGUCAGCCCUGCCCUUGACCUGGAAAGCGAAGGCAACCUCAGACCGAUAGGACCGAUUGUACCUCAAAAGGCAACCGAGCAACCGGAUGGCCAGCCUGAUGUCGGAAAGAAGGAAAAUCCCUCCUCUGUUAAAAGGACUAGUUUAAUCGAGAUACCACUGUCCUCCUUGAAGGGUCCCGACGAUGGUGAAGAUGACCAAGAGGGCAUUGAAGAUUCUACAAACGACCAGAUGGACAUGGAGCAGAGGUCUGUUGGCUUCUUCUUCAAGGAUGAGGCCAAGGCAGAAGAGGAGAUGGCCUUAAAGCGAGCGGCCUUGAUGGAGAAGCAGCAAAAAAGAACAGAAGAGUUUAGGAAGCGUCGCCUGUGGUUGGAUGCGGAGAAAGAACAGAGCAGGCAACAAGUGGAGGAAGAGAAACCAGAGAGGAGCUUCACCAAACAGGAAUACCUCCGGCGGCAGCAGCUCAAAGUCAUGGAAGACCUGGACAAGGUUCUGAGGGCAAAGUCCCCAGCGAGCAGAGGGAGGAAGCCCCGUCCCAAAUCCUCAGUCUUCCGCGAUGAUUCUGUACUGACUCGGAGUCCCGUCAAGGGUCUGCUAGGCUCCAGGCUCAAUAAAGUGUAUUCACGGUCCACGCUCUCACUCUCGACCAUGGUCAACGACUCGGCCAACAGCCUGUCUGUCAAGAAGAGCCCAAGGGCAGAGUCCCCCUCUGGGCUCCAGUCUCCCAACCGGUUGGGUAACCACAAUGGAGAGAAGGACUGGGAGAAUGCAUCAACAGCCUCCUCGCCAGCCUCGAUCCCAGAGUAUACAGGUCCAAAACUCUACAAGGAACCCAGUGCCAAGUCAAAUAAGUAUAUAAUACAGAAUGCAAUCACUCGCUGCUGUCUGGCAGGGAAGGUGAACGAGCCCCAGAAGAAUAAGAUAUUGGAGGAGAUUGACAAGAGCAAAUCCAAUCACUAUCUGAUCCUGUUCCGCGAUAACAGCUGCCAGUUUCGGGCAGUGUACACGUUCCCCCCAGAGUCCGAGGAGAUGCAUCGUGUGGCUGGAGUUGGACCCAAGAUCAUCACCAAAAACAUGAUCGAGGGGAUCUACAAGUACAACUCUGACCGGAAGCAAUUCACCCAGAUCCCCAGCAAGACGCUGUCCGCCAGUGUUGACGCAGUUACCAUCCAAGGGCACCUGUGGCAGACCAAGAGGCCGGGUACUCCCAAAAAGCCAUCCAAAUGAUGGACUCUUUCCUCAUCCCCUCUUCUGUACAGACGGACGAGAAAAAACUUUUAGGUCUUAAUUUGCCAACCGACCAUUUGCUUUUUCUUCCUCCUUGCCCUCCCUACCCUUUUCUACUAUUUCUCAUGGAUUGCUGGGGCAGUGUCCUCUCACCGUUUCUGCAUGCUGUUUCCAUUCACCUGACACCGUUCGAACAAGCGAGUCGAUGUUUGUAUCACCUGGAUUAAGGGGGUUUACAAGUUUGACAUCGUGGCACCUGUAGAGAUUUGUCCCAAAGGAUUCACAAAACGAUGGAGGUGGGAGCACUGGAGGAUAUUAUCCAAAACUAUAAGCACUAAAGAUUUGGUAAGAACUUUAAAAAGGUCAAAAAUGUUUUUUAAAAACAAUCUAGAUGUAUAAUUUUUUUUUGAAGCUUGAUUCCUGAUGAUUACUACUGACGACUGAAAUAUUGUCUGUAUAUAUAUUAGAUCUAUUUAAAUGAUUUGGCUGUUUGUAUAGAUGAAAUAUUUAAGGUUCUGCUUAUUGGAAAGAAUGGUUGGGUGUUGAAAAUGAUAAGUUUGCAAGUUACUGUACAUAACUUGUUGCAGUAUUUGGUGUAUAAAACUAAGUGCUGUUGAGGUUUUAUUAUUCAAAUAAUCAAUGAAACCAUUCCUACCUGCCUGCUUUGUUGGAAGAAUGAACUAAGUAUCUUUAAUCGCUAGCUUGAUAAGCUCUAUGUUGUCAGACCUAAACUAUCUCAACAGAUGAUGGUGAAUGUCAGGAUAGCCCCAUGGUUGAAUUUUAAGUUCAAGCUGUGCACAUUAUGUAGUUGCAUCAAUGCUUGAAUUUGUCCAGGAUUGACCAGGGCUGUGUCUAAAUUUUUUAAUUUGGCUGGAUUGUUAGGUCUUCAGUUUGCAUUGCUUUAGCAUUUAAACGUGCAGGUCGCUUCCUAUUGUAGGGUUUGAGCUGAUGAAACCAGUUCACAUGGAGGCCAGUGCAUUCAAUCCUGGGAAGCUACCCCUUGUGAAUUCCUUCUUCUGACCCUCUUAAGAUGUCUUUGGGAGGGUUGGAUGUUGACCAGUCAAUUGUUCAGAUGUCAGCUGUGUUGCUUUGCUGUCAGAGAAAGGGUUUCUGAAUAAGCUGGCAAUGUUUCAAUGUAGCUUUCCUAAUGGAUUGACUCAGUUCAAAUCCAGCCCGGCAUCAGUCUGGAAUUUAAGCUCGGAUUCCAUGUAACGUUGUAUCUGCACCAUGUGGAAGUCUUGGGUCUGCUGAGUAUUCCAUGCAAGAGGCUCAGGUUUGCAUUGACACAACAUCCAGUCUGGAAUGAGUCCGACUAUGGUGUCCAAUCCAUUGCAACAUCAUUCAACGAUGUGGUGGUCUCUGCAGCAGUUCUGUUGUCUUUUAGAACAUCAAUGUAGAAAACCAUAUCUAUGAUUAUUUUUUAAAUGUUAUUUAUUUCUUUAGAAUUCUUAAACUUGGUUCUCUUCCCUGUGAAAAUGUAUAUAGCUGCAGCGUGAGGGAAUGUGUACCAGCAGGUAGUCUGAGCUGCCUUGGUCAUUACAGUGUCACUGAGUACUGUUCAGUGAACUUGUUUGGGAUUUUUACAUACCACCAGUAUCCCUCAUCUUUCCACCUACCACCAACAUCCCCCCGCCCACCAGCAAGGUAAAAAUAACAUGUGCUCUUCUAUUCUGUGACAUUUCAUUGAAACCUUGCCAAAACUUGUCAAUCCUGCCAAUUCCAGUGUGACAGAAAAUCAGUGGAAAAGCCACUUGGAUGGAAUUUGUGACCUCCUGGAGUUGGUGUCUUCCUAUACCCCCUGCUUGCAUCGCUUUCAGUGAAGGCCUGGUUAUCUGUCACAAUCUUCCAGCUUCCAGCCCUCUUGCCUGGCUGCUUGGUUGUACACGUGGCUGCUUUGUCAAGAAAGCACAGACUUGUGAGGUGGCCUGGGGUGUGAACUGGAUGAUCAGAUUGGGGGGGAGGGGAAUUGAGGUGUGCUGAGCAAAUGGGAGGAGAGAGUUUGUACACUUGUGUUUAUUGAGAAUCAUGAAUUGCUGAACUAAUUAUGCACUUUUAUUUAAGUUAAAAUUUCUAUUUUGGCACAAUUCUCUUGAAAAGGUGAACUGGAACCCUCUAGGAAUUGCAUUGUGAACAGUUAGCUUUUAGUCCUGUGUUGAAAUUAUUUCAUAUCUCCAACCAAGUAUCUGGAUCUUCGUUCUGCUCGUAACAUUCCAACAGAUGGAAGGAUUGUGUAUUUUUUCUUUAUUUAAGGUCCUACAUGAUUAUUAACCAUAUGUCAUGCCCAAUUCUGCUCGGGGUAGCAGUGGUUGAGCUGCUGUAGCUCUGCUGCAAAGUGUCUGCAGUUUUGAACAAGAGCAAGAGGCUGCUAGUAAUCUUGCCCACCUCUAUAUGUCACUGCCAAAAUAUGACCUACCAUCUGGUAAGAAUGGUUGUCCGAGUGUGUGUGUAUUUGUGUGUUACCAGACAGGAGUAGAGUCAAGGGAUCUGAACAAAUCCGAGAGCAUUUCAAAUGCACAAUGUUUAAUCUUGACACCAUCUUUAGUAAUUAGCAAACAUGUCUCCCCACCACCCCCCCCCCCCCACUUUGGUUUUUAGUAUUUGCAUUGUCCACUGCCAUUGUACUUUCACUGUGGAUUCAGUAUUCACCAAUUAUCAGGAUACAAACCCCAGAGACAGCAGUGAGGAUAGAUGGCGAUUUGCUGCAGGAUCCGUGGAAUAUAUUGACAAUGGACCAGAGGUUGGUGGAGCUCCUAAUAAGCUCUGCGUCAAUUAUAGAGAUGGAAAAAGUAGAUGUUUGCAUGGGAUUUGCUGGCAGUGCCUGUUUUUCAUGGAUAUCUUCGAAACUGUGAACAAUCUAGCAGACUAUCAAGAGAUUUAAAAAAAACUGGAAACAGCUGAAGAAGAGGUACUGUGGUCGUCCAAUGAGGUGUUAAUGAGUCCCUUUGGGGAGAAGUGCAGUGAACAAUCCACACAUAAGCCUGGGCUGAAAGUUAGACCUUAUUGGGUAUGGGGGCCAAACAAAGUUUAAAAAUGUAACAUUGCAUAUGGUACCGUACAAGAUUUGAGCUCUGGUGUAUGUGUCUACAGCUGUAGGACUUGGGAUCUGUAUUACUAGAAGGAAUAACAUGAGAAAAAUCUUGAAAUUUAAUAAACAAUUUACACAAA